UCGCGGCAAAUCUGAAGUGUUAAUAUAGUUAUGAAAAAUUAACGUUAUUUGUUUGUUUAAAUAUUGCAAAAGCACUGUUUAUAUUAAAUAAUUAGAGUUGUCAUAGAGUUGUUUAGAAAAUGACCGAAACUCUGUAUUCAGAAUCACUAAAAGUUAAGUACAAAUGCCAAGAUGCAGAAGAUAGAUUCGUGGUAAUCAAGGUAACAGUGGAGUUACAAACCACCACUUCUCCUCUGCAUAGAAAAGAUCUCCUUGUGCGAUUAACUGACGACAAAGAUCCUUUUUUCCUGUUUAACUUGUGCCUUGGAGAAGAAGACUUUCAAAGCCUUAAAACCCAACAAGGAUUAUUAGUUGACUUCAGUGCCUUCCCUCAAAGAUUCAUCGCACUUCUGCAACAAAGCCACAGUGAGGAGUCAAGAGAAAGUCCAAAGUUUUUGCUUCAGUUUGUCCUAGAAGAGAGCAGCAGCUUCAGCACAUCUAACAGUGGUUGUGGGAUUCUGAAAGUAAUUGAAACAAAUCCAUUCAAACACCUCACCCACCUGUCACUCAAUUUUCUUCAUGGUAACGAUAGCGAUGUGAAGAAAUAUCUUGCAUCAUGUCUCAAAACAACACUGGACCACAAAGCUUGGUUGGAGAACAAACUGAGUGAAACUGAACAUGACUUGGGACAGAAGUUGGAAAAGACGAGGCAACAGUUGUCGUGUAAGAGUCAGGAACUUGAUCAACUUCGUUCAGAGGCGGGGGGAAAAUCUGAGAGGUUGACCACUAAACAUGCUCAGGAACUUAACAUGGAAAGGGAGAAGGCACUCAAGUUGCAAGAAGACUUACAGAAAAGAUACGACCGUGAGAGAAAAGAUCUCGACUCAACUUAUCAAAAAAAUCUUCGACAAAAAGAAGUUCGUUUAUCAGAACUUGAGAAUGUGAACAAGGAGUUAACAGACCGUCGAUACAGAGCAGAAGCAACCAUACGUGAACAGAAGGCAAAGCUUGCAUCGCUCGACGAGGAGCAUAGGAGGUGCAGGAGUGAUCUUCAGCAGUCGAGGAGGGAGAACAGUUCGUUAGAAGCAGAACGACAUUCUCAGGAAAAAACAAUCCAACAAAUGAAGACAAGAGUAGCAGUUCUUGAACAAGAAUUAUUGGAUAAAGAACAACUUGUGGCUCGCAUUACUUCAUCAUUAGAUGCUUCACAACAACAAAAGGAACAAUUAGAUGACAGAAGAUCUGAACAACAAAUCCAGAUUCGAAAGAUGGAAGCUACGAUAAAAACUAUGUCAGAUGAGUUGAUAAAGGGAAAUGAGAUAAUCAAGAAACUCCAAGAUGAAUUACGAGGUUAUAUGGGGAAGGUGAAGAUAAAGAACGAAGUGACAACGAGACAAGAGAAACUUAUCGGAGAAAAAGAACAAAUGGCUGAAAAAACUAGAAAGGAAUUGGAAGAAACAACAAACAAGCUAAAGAAUAGUGAAGAUGAAACAAUGAAACUAAAGGAUCAAUUAGAAACUGCAUUAAGUAAACUAGAAGAGAGCAAGAACUUGCUCAAAACUAAUGAAAAUGUAAUCAACUGGUUGAACAAGCAAAUCAACGAGCAGCAUCUUGUGUCCAGGAUGAACCCCCCUCCUCAACCUCUCCCCUCCCACCCAGCUCCCCAUCCGAUCCCCUCCCAACAUCUCCUACCUCACGAACAUCAUUCAUCAGUUAAUUCAUUCAAACCUUCAUUUAACCAUUCUGCUCCCAACUACAGCACCCCUAUCAGUGUUGCUCCACAACCCCACCUAUCAGCCAACCAUUCAACCCCUAUCUCGGCCAUUGGGUCAAGCCCCCAUAUUAACCCCAUGAAGCCCCAACCAAGUGAAGGUAGUCGUAUACCCCGCCCUAAUGUAGCAGGGGGUGCACAGGUGGUAUACAACCCAAGCAGAAACAAGGAGAAUCUUUCGCCAAAACCUGGAGCUGACAACUCCAUCGACCCCAAGUAUCUAACUCGCUCCGCUGACGUUAUUACCGUGCGCAGUCUAUCGCCAUCUUGCGACACUUCACCACCGAAAUUGUCGGCUGCUAACCCGUCUACACGGCUCAGUCAACAGGUAAUGAACAAAGCUACCCUCGGUCGCCCAGGUCAUGUCCGCUUUCAACCCCAGCAGCCAAACUCCGCAGUCUCCGCUUAUUUUACCGGAGCCAUGCCGAAGCCAAGUUAGACCCUCUCCUUCAGUCUUUUUGGCCAAGUUCGACGACCUAAGUUCCCACGGUGUGCGUAACGGCGGCAGCGGUCACAAGUUUUGUAAUAGAAAGUCGUGUUUAUAUCUCCCUGGUCCUUGACGCUUGUAUAGACUUACCGCCUCCGCCGUACCCUUUAACCUUCGCGUGUGACUUUUUGUAGCGAUUUACUCUUUCCAUAUGUGUUCCCGCCGUUGGCUUACCGCACCCCCCGUAUUUAUGUGCGUUUCGACUUCGUAAACUACAAUAAAAGCCACCAGAAUCGCA
Messenger RNA from Ciona intestinalis (vase tunicate), 2475 nucleotides. Lineage: Eukaryota; Metazoa; Chordata; Ascidiacea; Phlebobranchia; Cionidae. The record is from RefSeq and is a predicted model, not a curated record.